Pteropus alecto (black flying fox) is the source of this 900-nucleotide messenger RNA. RefSeq names its product taste 2 receptor member 4 (gene TAS2R4). Gene Ontology annotation, biological process: G protein-coupled receptor signaling pathway; sensory perception of taste; detection of chemical stimulus involved in sensory perception of bitter taste. The record is from RefSeq and is a predicted model, not a curated record. NCBI's taxonomy places the organism in Eukaryota, Metazoa, Chordata, Mammalia, Chiroptera, Pteropodidae. The coding region runs from base 1 to 900 and encodes 299 amino acids. Gene Ontology annotation, molecular function: G protein-coupled receptor activity; bitter taste receptor activity. The transcript has a single exon. Gene Ontology annotation, cellular component: membrane.
AUGCGCCUAACGCCCUUUACCUCUGCCGUUAUUUUCUCAAUGGUUUUGAAUGUCGCAGGACUCAUUGUGAAUCUGUUUAUUGUGGUGGUCAACUACAAGACGUGGGUGGAAAGCCGCAGAAGCUCCUCUUCUGAUAAGAUCCUGUUCAGCGUGGGCAUCACCAGGUUUCUGAUGCUGGGGCUGUUCGUCCUGUACAUUAACUACUUCCUCAUUUCUUCAGAUGCUGAAAGGUCAGUCCGCAUAUCCAAUCUGUACCUGUUCUCUUGGCUGUUUUUGGACUCGAGCGGUCUCUGGUUUGUAACCUUGCUCAACGUCUUGUACUGCGUGAAAAUCACGAACUUCCGACACUCAGUUUUUCUUCUGCUGAAACGAAAUCUCUCCCCAAAGACCCCCAGGCUGCUGCUGGCCUGCGUGCUGAGUUCCGCCUUUACCACGCUCCUGUACGCUGUGGUCAGUCAGACAUUCCUUCCCAAAUUGGCGGCUGGGCGAAAUGGCACAGUGUUCGACAUCACUGAGGGCAUCUUGUCUUUGGUGAUCUCUCUGGGCUUGAGCUCGUUUCUCCAGUUCACCAUCAAUGUGACUUCCGCCUCCUUGUUAAUAUAUUCCUUGAGGAGACACAUACAGACGAUGCGGAGAAACGCCAGUGGUUUCUGGAAUCCCCAGACCGAGGCUCACGUGGGCGCCAUGAAGCUGAUGGUCUGUUUCCUCCUCCUCUACGUUCCGUAUGCAGCCGCUGCCCUCUUCCUCUACCUCCCUUCUGACGUAGAGGUGGGUUUGGAAUUCAGAUCCGCGUGUCUGAUCAUCUCUACCUUUUACUCUCCGGGACAUUCUGUUCUCAUUAUUCUCACCCACCCGAAGCUGAAAACUAAAGCAAAGAAGAUUCUCUGUUUCAACAAAUAG